Messenger RNA from Leptinotarsa decemlineata (Colorado potato beetle), 1485 nucleotides. It is a transcript of the gene Ash, whose product is annotated as achaete-scute homolog. Gene Ontology annotation, cellular component: RNA polymerase II transcription regulator complex. Gene Ontology annotation, biological process: neuron differentiation; regulation of neurogenesis; positive regulation of transcription by RNA polymerase II. Gene Ontology annotation, molecular function: protein dimerization activity; RNA polymerase II transcription regulatory region sequence-specific DNA binding; DNA-binding transcription factor activity, RNA polymerase II-specific. Lineage: Eukaryota; Metazoa; Arthropoda; Insecta; Coleoptera; Chrysomelidae. The record is from RefSeq and is a predicted model, not a curated record.
CGCGCGCAUUAUGUUCACCCGAAGUGGGGAGAAACCAUCGGAUAGAAAACCGUAAGCUAGCAACGGAAAGAAUCAUUCCGUUUGCCGCUCGGAAAGUUGUGUGUAUCAAUCAGUUCUUCAGUACUUCAAUAUUACGCGCUUAUUUUGAUCAACUGCUAGGGAAAGUUUUUUAUAGUUGAUAUUGAGUUGUUUUUUAUUUUGUGCUUCUGUUUAUUCCUCAUGGCACUUACGAUGACCCUUGGACACCAGAACAAGAUGUACAACGUUAUUCAACAUUCCGCACCGCAAAAUAAUUGUGUUAUAGUUUCGCAGCCCGCAACAAAGAGUGUGAUUACUAGUAAACGACCCUUGGCCCCGGCUCCAGAGAGAAGUUCGGUUUUGGUUGCGAAUAACAAUGACUUACGCUGCAAAAGAAAAAUUCAGUUCAUGCCUUAUGGAACGCCUCCUCAACAACCUGCAUCAGUUGCGAGAAGAAAUGCACGUGAGAGAAACCGUGUUAAGCAAGUCAACAAUGGAUUUGCCACUCUUCGUUCACACAUACCCCCGAGUGUUGCUCAAGCUUUGACGCCACAGUCGACCUCACAGGGAAGAGGUGCUUCCAAAAAACUAAGUAAAGUGGAAACAUUGAGAUUAGCGGUUGAAUAUAUCAGGUCACUUCAACAGAUGAUUGAGGAUCAUGAAAAUGAGAUGACGAAUAAUGGAUCUAUCGGUAGCGACAAUCAUUCCAUAACUGAAAAUAGAUAUUAUACCAGUAGUCCCAACUCCAGCCAAAUUUACUCAACGUCUUACCCUGUGUUAUUACCUACCCCAACGUGUUCUGAAGCCUCUCCGUCUCCAACACCAUCACACAGUUCUGAAGGUUCCUUUUCGACAACUCAAAGUUAUUCGAAUGCACUUUAUCACCACACUGAAAAUUACGAGAAUUACGACCCGAAAAGUCCAGAAGACGAAGAACUUCUUGAUGCUAUUUUCUCGUGGCAGCAAGAAUAACGCAUAUUUUAAAGAUUUUCCAAGGCCAGUGGAUGAAUCUAAUCAAAAAUUGCCUUACAACAAGAAACUAUGUGCCUUUUCAUUCCAUGGAGUGAUAUUUUCCACUUUUUAAAGAAUCUCAAGAGUUUAUCAGUUGUUUUUCUAGUCAUUGUUUAUAUUUAUAAGACUGUACAUAUUGUUAAUAUUAUAGUUUUUAAGGACCUAUUAGGAUUAUUUUGUUGAACAUUGUCCAAUAAAUCGUUAUGCAAUAUACUCGGAAAAUUCUGGUAUUUUGCUGUAUUCAUGCUCUCUACAUAAAUGUUGCUAUUCAAAUGAAUUGGAAUAAAAUUAUUUUGAAAUUGUCGUUAUUGCGUUAAGUGCUAGUUAUUGUAAGUACUUUCCGAAGCCAGUGCGUUAUACUUUCCAUAAGUUUUGUAUAUACAUAUAUAUUAUUUUUGAUAAAUGAAAAUGCAUUUUGCAACUUUUGUACUGAUUCAAUAAAAUGAUAAUUUUAAA